Messenger RNA from Bemisia tabaci, 1925 nucleotides. The record is from RefSeq and is a predicted model, not a curated record. Lineage: Eukaryota; Metazoa; Arthropoda; Insecta; Hemiptera; Aleyrodidae.
ACCUUUGGAAUGAUCAGUGUUCAAGAAUCUCAGACAAGAUUAGUGUGAAUCGACCAGUAUCCGAAUUCGUUCGACCGGUUUUGGCGUUGUGUCUCUAACGCUACCUCAGUUACAGGAUUUUUUGCUCCCUUGAACCUACUUUAUUACUUUAAAUUUUAAGAGCCAUGAAGCGUGUUGCGGUGAUCGGCAGUGGUGCAGCCGGACUUACGGCCACGAAACAUCUAACGGCGCCUGGCAGUGGUUUCACAUGCGUCACCUACGAACAGACUGACAACAUCGGAGGUACCUGGGUUUACACGGACACCGUUGGCAGAGAUAAAUACGGGCUCCCUGUCCACUCCAGCAUGUACCAAAGUCUCAAAACAAACUUACCCAAAGAAAUCAUGGAACUACCCGGUUUUCCUCACGGCGGACCAGCAGAGCAAUCGUAUAUCCCGGCGAAUCUUGUUUUAAAUUAUCUGAAUGAUUAUGCAGAACACUUCGGACUGAAGAAAUACGUUAAGUUUCACCACCAUGUCAAAAGUGUGGAUGUACUUGACGAUGAAAAAUGGGUUGUCAAGGUUGUGGAUCUCGCGACCAAAGUCGAGCGCACAGAAUACUUCGACGGAGUCAUAGUCUGUGUUGGAAAUUACAGUAACCCUCUGAUACCAAAUCACCUGGGAGUAGAUCAAUUCGAAGGGAAAAUACUUCACAGUCACGACUACAGAAAAGCUGAUAUCUUCAAGGAUAAGAGAGCUGUUACUGUAGGCUGCGGUCCCUCUGGUCUUGACAUCACAUUCGACAUUUCUAAGGUUGCAAAACAGGUUUACAUCAGCCACCACUCCGAAAAAGUUAAACACAUCAGAUUUCCUGACAAUGUGACUCAAAAACCAGACAUUAAGUGUGUCAAGAAAAACAGUGUUGAAUUCUCCGAUGGUACAGAGGUGGAAGUUGAUAUGAUUCUGUACUGUACAGGAUACACAUACAAAUACUCUUUCCUCAGCGAGAAUGUUGGAAUCAAAGUUGAAAACCGGUACGUGCAACCUUUAUACAAACACAUGAUCAAUAUUGAGCACCCUUCCAUGUGUAUAAUAGGGAUACCUCGGGAUACGACUGGAUUUUACAUGUUUGACUUACAGGUGCGAUUCUUCUUAAAAACGAUGAAAAAUCCAUCUCUCCUACCAAGUAAAGAAGAUAUGCUGGCCGACACUAAAGCAGACGAAAAAAUGAGAACAGAGAGGGGACAAAAACAAAAGGACUUCCACAUCAUGGGUAGACUGUCAAACGAUUACUUUGACUCCAUUGUAAAAGUCGGUCAGCUGGACCCGGUCCCACCUGUGUUACUUGAUGUUUACUUUGCAGGAUUUGAGAGGUUAAUGGAGGAUUUCUCCCAUUUCCGAGAGGAUAAAUACAAAAUAGUCGAUAAGGAGCACUUCAUACGAGAGGUCAAAACAUAUUCAUCACCAUUCUGUGGUUACGAGCAAGAAACAGAGGUGGCGUGAUGAUUUCUCUGCAUUAACAAUAUUUUUGUGAUUUAAACAGUUCCGCCCAAGUUGCCAGGAUAAAAACUUAUCGAAGCUAGAUUGAAAAGAGAGUGAAGUCCGUUAGAAAAGUAUUCAGUUCUAAUUUGCUUUUCCUUGUCAGCAUCAAAAAAAUGAAGUAAGAAUACUUUUCGAAUUGAAGACUUUGAUAUGCUUCAAGCAAAAGGAACGACCGGCACCACCUUUAUCUUCUGGCUUGACGACGAUUUAAUUUUAUGAGAGCCGAGAUUUUUAUUCGGGCUUGUUUAACCUUGCUCAGUGUUGUGUAAUUUCGCGGAUGUCUGCAAAUGUAAGAAUUUCAUAAAUACCAAAUGUGUUCAAUAUUAUCCUGAUAAUAAUUAUAGAGUAAAUACUUCCUUUUGUAAAUAAUGUAAAUUUUUGUAAAUAAAUAUAGAAUUUUUUUUU